AUGCCACGUAAGCUACGUAAGAAUAUACGUAAGAGGAAGGGAGCAUUGAAACAUCCCAUAGUAAAACUGACACCACAACAACAGUUGCAACAACAAAUGAUGAAUGACCCCACUAUGUUGCAACAAAUGUCAAGCAACCCUAUGCUUUUAAACCGAGUUAUUGGUGCACAGAGUGGAGGUUUAAGAGCGGCACUUUUAGCGAAAAUGGCAGGCUAUGGUGGAGCUGCAGACGGAACAGCUUAUAACCCUCAAAGUCAAAUGAAUUUGAGUUCACUCAAAAAUCAAAUAACAGAUGUCAAAAAGUCAAACAUAGACAUACAGAAACAAAUAAGUGAAAACGAAAAGAAACUAGAAUAUGACAGACAGACAAAGAAACUCAAUGAGUUAAACGUAGAGAAAAAGAAGAAAGAAGAACAACUGAAAGAACUAAGUACAGAGGAAUAUGCGAAAAAAGUGUCAGAAAAAGCAGCAGAAGUAGCAAAAAUGGAACAAGAUGUUAUAAAUUUGAAAAACCAUACUACUCAAUAUAAAGUACUGAAAGAUGAAGAAAUAAAACAAAAAGCCCUGAAGACAUAUA
This is a messenger RNA of Trichomonas vaginalis G3, 577 nucleotides long. RefSeq names its product protein of unknown function, DUF4106 family. The record is from RefSeq and is a predicted model, not a curated record. The transcript has a single exon. NCBI's taxonomy places the organism in Eukaryota, Parabasalia, Trichomonadida, Trichomonadidae. The annotation marks the transcript as partial.